AUGGUUCUCAACCUUCUAUCCCGCUCAGCGGAUUCAUCGAUCUCAGCCGGAAAGCGAAACAUUGCCAUUGCAGAGAUUGUGAUAUUUUCAUUUAUUCAUAUCGUUCAGUUUAGUGCAAGGUUCAUGCAAGAACAGCGGUACUGGCACCACAACAAGAAUAAAAGUAUCGGACGAUGCGUUCUCUACUCUUGGUGGAGUAUGGUCGGUCUUUUGUCGCAGAUUCGCAUCGCUGGCUCAGCCUUGGUGCUCGCCACAUCCGCUAACUCGCACCCGGACAAGCCAAUGCUGAUCGCGGCAUCUAUUUUGCAAAGCGUAGGCCUUUCGCCCCUUAUGUUCGAAGUAAGCCUCGUUAUGUUAAGAAGUGGACAAUCCGGAGAAACUGGACCCGGAAAAUCGAAAUGGACCAAGUCGAUUCGCUUUGCGCUGCACUUCUUCCGCUUCCCCAUUUUCAUAGCCAUUGUUCUGGCCGUGGUGGGAGGGAGUAUCAAUAUGCACUCGUUGGGCGAGGCUGGAUCCAUUGUUCUGGUGGUCACUUUCGCCUAUGUGUGCGGUCUGGUCGCGUGGCUUGCAGUGAAAUCCCGAUCAAUUCUUCCUAAGUCUGGUCACCACGCGGUGCUGCUGACAGUGUUGACUCUGCCCUUCUUGCUGGUCCGAAUUAUUUAUUUCCUGUUGUUGGAGUAUGGCCCCCCUAGGUUCAACCCCGCAAAUGGUGACGUUGGAAUCUUGAUUGGAAUGGGCCUUUUGAUGGAGAUCAUCAUUGUCGUCCUGCUAUUCAUAGCUCGGGCAGUUGCGGAGCCUGUUUGGCCAUCAAUUUUUGCCAAGCGCAUCGCGUACGACGACCUAGAAUCACCUGUAAAUUGA
Penicillium soppii is the source of this 861-nucleotide messenger RNA. RefSeq lists its product as uncharacterized. The record is from RefSeq and is a predicted model, not a curated record. NCBI's taxonomy places the organism in Eukaryota, Fungi, Ascomycota, Eurotiomycetes, Eurotiales, Aspergillaceae. The transcript has 3 exons. The coding region runs from base 1 to 861 and encodes 286 amino acids.